CACAAAAAAAUUAGAACUUUCCCUUUUUGACGAAAUCACAGCACCCACACAAAAUCCCCCUUUAUCUCCAUCUUCCCUUCGAUCUCUAUACGAUUUUUGCAAUUGACCCAGAACCAUCUCACUGGUUGUGCCUCCGGUUGUGCCUCCGCAUGUGCAGAUUUGACUCCUAGUGCCACGAAUACAAUGGAUUGAACCUUCGGCUAAUCCCCCUUCGAUUCCUCGCCUCAUCCACCGAAUUAACUGAUUCUCUUCAACUUUGUCGGUGGCUGGUGGGAAGCCCAUACAGUUUAUGGUAAAUAUCUGCAAUAUUUUCAUAGCAGUUCUCAACUUUUUCCCUGAAGCUGCAAUUACAAAUGCCUAGUUACAACACUGCUUCUUCCGUCGCAACAAACCCAAAGGCGCGAAAAGGUAAUACAGAACAAGAGUUUGGACUUUGCCAGAUAUAUUCGCAUGAAUUCAUUCUACUAAUUCCCUGUUAGCUACGCCCGUCGAUUCGGCUGUAUACAAAAGCCUAAGUCUGUCCAUGCCUCCAUCUUGGGUUUCCGAGUUAUUUAAUUUGGGCGUCUGAGGUAUCGGCCAGAAUUUUCUACCUAGGAUUAGCGGGUGAAUCUGUUUCAUGCACCACAGGCCGGUUCCUUGCUGAGCUGACAAAGCAAGUGUUUGCUGAUCUUGCUUGUAUUAACUAUCAGUUUCCACUGCAGCUCCUACUUGAUAUGAAGUUGGGCUGAACUAUCUUGAACAACAGCCCCAGUGUGGGCUUAUAUUGGACUGGUCAUCAUUUGAAAUCAUCUGCUGUAUUACUGAUUGGAACUUGACGUUGGAAAAAUGCUGGAGUAGGAAAUCUUAGUCAAUCUUGAACCUAGUUGGCUACGUCUUCCAAUGUGGCCACAACUAGGCAUCAAAGUGGUUGUGCCUCAUAUGUGUUGGGGACAAUUUGGUGAUGCUGGUGGGAGCCCUCCGUCCAGAAAUUAUAACGUCUAGUUUGAAUCUAACAAAAACAAAAAUUUCCAAUUUGCUGCCCCUCCCCCCUCCCAAAAUCUGAAAAUAGUGCCUAUCUUAGUUAGAAUACAUAAAUGACUCAAUGAUUGCGCAACCUAUCUAAUAAGAGGACAUAAUAUUUACGGAUAUAAAAUUAAUACUUACUGGUAUAUAGCAUCAUAAGAUUGUUGAUUGUCAUUAUAACAAAGCAGCAAGAAUGAAUGUUACAAAAUUACUGAAAGCAUCCAAUCAUGGUGCAAUUAACUGGACGUAUUUAUUAGUAGAUAUUGAAUAUGAUGGUUGAGAUUAGAAGCAGGUUGCCCCCAUGGUAUAUAUAAACAGCUAUAUAUUAAGCAUUUUAGGAGUGCAGAAAUGUUAAAUAUAUUGAUGUACCAUCCAUGGUGUGCCAACCAUUUUAUAAAAUAUUUUUGGCAUAAUGGAUAAAUUGGUCUAGAUCAGAAUUUUCAAACACACCAUUACAUUUUAGGACUUUGCCAUGGUGUUGUCUUUUAUAAAGUGAUCGUUCAAGAACUUUUUCAACUUAAUUUGUGUCAUAUUACAAUUUCUAUUACACUUGGUACCAAAAGUGUAACUAGAACAUGGAUAAUUAAGUUUUAAUAAAAUACUUCAUAUUAAUGCAGAUUCCACAAUUACAUAGAAAAUGGUCAACUUUAAAUUUCUAUAUAAUUACUUUCAGAUUUGCCUGAAAUUCAGAACAGGUUAUGGUGUGCCAGUGGAUAUUUUAAAUGGUUUUUUGGCAUCAUAUCACAAAUUGGACAAUAUGCUGAAUUUUCAAACACACCAAUGCAACUUUGGACUUUGCCAUGGUGUUGUAUUUUAUAAAGUGAUCAAAUUGAUCUUUUUCACCUUAAGUUGUGUCAUAUUAAUUUUUUCUAUUACACUUGGUACCAAAAUUUCAACUAGAACGUGGAUAAAUAAGUUUUAAUAAAAUACUUCAUAUUUAUGCAGAUUCCAUUGCUAUAACGGAUCUAUAGAUGGUCAAGUUUAGAUUUUUAUAUAAUUACUGAAAAUGGUUUUGAGUAAAAUUCAGAAUAGAUUAUUUAAACAUUUAAAAAUGGUUGGGGGGAAAAUGUACUACAAAAGAGGGAAAAUAGAAAAGAGGCGCAUAUCAAAGGCGGGAGACUUGUAUAUCUUUACUGCUUUUAAGGGUAUAAAUGUAAUUUACAUACACAGCUGAAGUGAUUUGCACCCAUCCCAUAAAGAAGUCAGAAAGUUUAAAAGGUAAAAUACGCCCAGCUCUGUUAUCUGCAUGCAAUAUCUCCAGUUUUACAAGCUCACUGACAUCUUGGAUAUUCCAGCAAGAAAGGAAAUCUCCCACUACAAGCCUGGCCACUCCAGCAAAAGCAAUGAAGUGGUUCUAGCUUAUUAGAGGUCAACAAUACCUUACUUUCUGAAAAUUCCUUUCAGCAAUCAUCAAGAUGCACCAUAAGAGUAGCAUGCCCGAAAGAGUUGCUGGGUGAUUUUGCACUGCUACCUGGGAAAGUUGGUGGGUGAGUUGGCUCAUCCACAGGUAUAUUCCUCUCUUUCUUGCAUUGAGGACUUAAAGUCUAGUUAAAGUGUAGGACAGCCGGUCACAAAAAGUUCAGAUUGAGAUUAUCGACAAACACUUUCACAUACAUACGGUUACUGGCCUCACGCUGACUUAAGGCCACAAAUUUGCAAGGAAAGUGAGGCAAAUGAGGACCAACAUGGAUGAAGAAGGUGGACAAAUGGGGCAAAGUGUCCGAGGAUGGGGGAGAGGAAGGGGAUGGCGUCCUAUACGAAGCGGACCCCCUGGAUUUCCAUGCAGAAAACGUGAUGCAAUCUUGAGGGAAUGCACCCCAGAGCAAGUUGUGGGACCAACCUUUAAUCUUCUUACAGAAUCUCCAACUAUAGAAGAAGAGGCUUCUCGUCCUUAUUUGAUCCCGAGACCAGGGAUUACAGAUGGCGAUAACGGGGAUGCUGCCAUGGAGGAUGUAAGAGUAUCGGUACCCGCCCCAACACAGAAGAAACGUGGACGUGGCCCAGCCAAAUGCACUGAGUUUGAGAAGCUUCGUAAGCACGGGCUAAUACAUUUGAAGAUCAAUGAUGGGGAGAUGGCUCCAUGUUGUUCUAAUGCCGGUAUGUUCACAACAAGAAUAACAUGGAUAUUGAAACACCAUGCAGACAUGAGUCAUGCAAGGUGGACGGAUGUACCCAAGCCCGAGAAGGAUGAGUUGAUGGAGCGCAUCCGGGGUGACUUUGAAUUGGAUUGGGAGAAACACAAUCAUCAAAUGGCUGUUUGGAAAGCCCUACGUAAGCGGUUUAACGCUUAUCACCAUGAAUUGCACAAGAAGUAUAUGAAGUUUGCCACUCAUGAGGAGGCAUUGGCUUCCGAGACUAGUAUGGUCAACCCAAUAGUAUGGACUAAACUUUGUGAGAGAUGGGGAAGUGAUUCCUUCAAGAAAAUGUCAGCUAGAAAUAAAGAAAGUCGCAAGAAACUCGACGUUAAUCAUACAUCUGGGUGCAAGUCAUUUGUUAGGGUACUUGAGGAAAAGCGAGUACACGGAACCAACGUAGUGGACUUCUAUCGACACACUCGGUGGUCAAAGAAGAAAGAGAAGUUUGUGACCCCAGCAACGGAGCAUAAUUAUAACAAGAUGACCAGCAAAAUGGAUGCAUUAGAGCCUGAAAAACGGACGGAUGAAGCAGCAUCAGAAAUAUUUAGGUCGGUACUUGGUCAAAGAGCAGGAUAUGCACGAGGGUUAGGAGAAAUGGUAAUUCCAGACUCUAGAAGAGUACAUGAUCGUAUACGAGAUAAGGAGUAUGCGGAAUUGGUAGAACGACACAAGAAAGAUGCUCAAACUCACAAGGAUGAACUAGAGGCUGUACGGGAAGAUAUGAGGAAGAUGAUGGAGAGGCAACGUGAAUCUGAGAAGAAGAUGAUGGAGAAGCAACGUCAAACAGAGAAAUUAUUGAUGUCCUUAAUGUCGGAAAGGCAGCUGUGCUCAGAAAUGCAGCAGAGGCAGCCGUGGACUCAAAUUGCGAGGCAGCCGUGGGCUGAAUCACAGAGGGGGCCGUGGGCUGAAUCACAGAGGCAGCCGUGGGCUGAAUCACAGCGGCAACCAUAUUCUGAAAAGCAGAGGCAGCCAGCAUCAGAAUCUGAGGAGCCGGCUUCCUCAGAUUCAAUCUCACCCACUCCUUGGUCAACUCCAUGAGCUGGAUGCAGCUUGUGGAUGUCCCUGUUUUGGGAAUUUUUGGUAGUUAGGUGGCAGGUAAAAAUCUGGAAUUUUUUGGCAGUAAGGUUGAUUUGCUUAUUUGGGUUAGUGGUGUGAGAGUCUACACACUGAAUAUAAGUUUUUUGGGGAGCUAACUAAAUGAGAAGGGGGGGGAGACCAGAUAAUAGUUUAAGUGCAUCGUGGACAUCCAUUAUGUCUUUUUGUAUACCUUUAGACUGCAGGAAUAUAUAACCCAUGUCCCAGGACAAAAGCUAAAUUUGUUCAAAUGUAUAUUAUUAACGGAUCUAUAGAUGGACAAGAUGGUGGUGUUAAUGUGCACUACAUAAGGUUCUAAAUGAAGUUAAUAGGAGGGUGUAGGUGAGGAGCUGCUGAACCACACACUCUGCUCUUGAAAAAUCAGAAGUUGGAUGGCAAAAUUUUCCAAAUAGUACACAAAGCUAGUCCUUAAAAUAUUCUCAUGGACAGCAAAAGUUGGAAUCUGCAGUUUCACUAAUGCACAGAUUAAAGGUACCAACUGAUGAGUAAAAUGGCACACCAGUGGGGUUGAUGGAAACCAUGCUCCAGCAUGUGUGGUAAAAGAUGAAGUGCAGAAAGAGAUUAUAAAUUUACUGGUGUAGAUAGCCUCAACCAUAUUUUUGGAUCUAAUGGGGAUAUAGUAUGCAUUGAACAAAACAAACACAGUCUGGAGUGUUGAUUAUAAAGAUGCCAACAAGUAGUGGGAGUCUCCCACCUCACCCUCAACACAAUCAAUGAUUACAAGUUAAGGUUAAGCUGGUAUGAAGUUGAAGUUUUCAUACCCAAUCUCCCAAAGUCAAAAUUUCUUGUAAAUGGAUAGUGGGUUUGACAUUUCCAGUUUACUCAUAGAUUAUUUGGAGUUUAGUUGGUAUAUUUGAAAUAGCAUGGAUUAAUGCUUUGGCUUGUUGGGCAACACCAUUUCUAGUGUGGUAAUAUCUGCAAGUUGAAUCCAUGUCUUGGUAUAUUUUGAGAUUAUUGACCUUUAAACUAUGUGAAG
Molecule: messenger RNA, 5208 nt
Organism: Carya illinoinensis
Lineage: Eukaryota; Viridiplantae; Streptophyta; Magnoliopsida; Fagales; Juglandaceae
Exons: 16
Coding region: 2676-4175 (499 amino acids)
Source: RefSeq, a predicted model, not a curated record